Menidia menidia (Atlantic silverside) is the source of this 1866-nucleotide messenger RNA. The record is from the annotation of a GenBank genome assembly. NCBI's taxonomy places the organism in Eukaryota, Metazoa, Chordata, Actinopteri, Atheriniformes, Atherinopsidae.
GGGAGAAGAAGAAAAGACCUGCAAGCGGAAGAAACACCGGAUCUGGCUUCGCGUCGCGUUCGCUUUAUGCCACUGGUUUAGUUUUUUUUUCCCAGAGACAUUUCGAAAACCCUUUGAAUAAUGUCUACACCGGCAAGGAGGCGACUUAUGAGGGAUUUUAAAAGGCUACAAGAGGAUCCUCCCACCGGUGUGAGCGGAGCGCCAUCAGAGAACAACAUCAUGCUUUGGAACGCUGUUAUUUUUGGACCCGUGGGGACACCGUUCGAAGAUGGAACAUUUAAGCUGCUGAUAGAGUUUUCAGAGGAGUACCCAAACAAGCCCCCCACAGUUCGGUUUGUCUCCAGAAUGUUUCACCCAAACGUUUAUGCCGAUGGCAGUAUAUGUUUAGACAUUCUUCAGAAUCGCUGGAGCCCUACGUACGACGUGUCGUCCAUACUCACCUCCAUCCAGUCUUUGUUGGAUGAGCCAAACCCCAACAGCCCAGCCAACAGUCAGGCCGCACAGCUCUAUCAGGAAAACAAGAGGGAGUACGAAAAGAGAGUGACGGCCAUCGUGGAGCAGAGCUGGGUGGAUGUCUGAGCUUUCUCCGACCCCAUAGUAUUCUCUUCAUCGCCCUCUCUCCAUCAUCCCCGUUCUCCAGUUUGUCAUCAAGAAAAAGAAAAAAAACAGCAAUUAUAUAAAAACUCAAGUGCCACCCUGAAAAGAAAAAGAGCAACCAAACCUGAAUGGACAUUAACUUGCUUGCCAACGCAUUUUAGGAAGUAGAGAGGGGGAGGGGGGAUUCAACCUUAUGUUUGUGUUUCUUGUCUUUAAUUUGACUUUUUUUUUAUUGCAUGAUGUGAGGUAAGUUAUUGCUAACAAAAUUUGUAAUAUAUCUUUGGCUGGCUGGAUUGAUGCUGUUAGUGCUCGAGUUUUACAGACUGUUUUCUUCUUCCCUCUCUCUCUUCCUCCUUCUGAAAAUGAUCCCCUUGUUCCUUUUUAUCAGCCGGCUGUUUGACAAAGAUGCUGAUUGACCAGAUCGGCAUACUUUUUGAAAAGCUUUUUGAAAGCUUUCGGGAGGGGAACCAGAAAAUGCCUUCCUAGAGCUCGUAGCAUCAAUGUUCCCUCUAGUCAACCACAAAUAUAGCUGAUGAAGGACAAUUCCAGGUCUGAUGUGGCAUAUCAGUUUGUUUUAAGAGAUGCUGUGGGUUUGGGCUCUGAAUGCAUCGCGGGUAGCAGAGUCGCUAAUGAAUCAUGACUUUGUGGCUGGCCAUGACAGAGCUUUCACUGUAAUCAUUUCCACACCAAGGUAAGGAGGAUUCUUGGACCGGGGGUUCCAAUUUACUUCCUGUCAUUCCUUGUUAAAUGGGUGGACAUGGUGCUUCUGAGCCAGGAGUGGGUGCAGCUACGGUAGGACGUAGGUCCUGCUACGUCCGUCCACCAACCUGCUACCCGAGACAUGAAUUGACAAAUGAGCAGAAUAUGAAAGCGGUGUGCUUCAUUUAUACUUUAGUUUGUUUUUUUUAAUUGAGGGGACUGAUGAAGCAGAUUCCUGCAAAUAUCACUCACCUGCAGUGUCAUGCUUGUAGCAAGCGUGUGGUGUUUCCCUGUAGGCUCAAGUUGCUUUCAUGCCUGAAUUGAUCUCCUAGCUGUUGCUGCCCAAUUAAAAUUCCUCCUCAGCAUAAAUCCACAACCUAACCCGUCAUACUGCAGCUUCACCAGUCAUCACGAGACAGAACUCCUCUUUUCUUAAAUAAUAAGGUCGUAUUGUGAGGUAUGACUUAUUUCGCCUAACAAGCAGAAGGGAUAUAUUCUAAAGUUUUGAGAAUCAAACAUGUAUUCUUAAACCAAUAUGCUGUAUAAACAUAAUAAAACACAUUUUCCAGA